Capsicum annuum is the source of this 1119-nucleotide messenger RNA. RefSeq lists its product as uncharacterized. Bases 98 to 820 code for a protein of 240 amino acids. Lineage: Eukaryota; Viridiplantae; Streptophyta; Magnoliopsida; Solanales; Solanaceae. The transcript is spliced from 2 exons. The record is from RefSeq and is a predicted model, not a curated record.
CGUAAAGUACGAACCACUUUAAAUACAAAGAUAAAAGAUGCCACUUGGAACUCUUCAUCUUCACUACUCUGACCUCUAGGAGAAGAGAAGAAAAAGAAUGGUUUUCCAUAAAGAAUACCUUGAUUUGUUGUUGGUCCCAAGUGGGCUCUCCAUUAUGUUCAUUUACCAUCUCUAUUUGCUCUAUAGAUACCUCACUAUUCCUCAUACCACUCUCAUGGGCUUUGAGAACAAUGACAAGAGAGCUUGGGUUGAAAGAAUUAUGCAGGCUUCAGAUAGCAAGAGUAUAGAUACAGCUCUAAAUGUAUUAGGAUCCAAUAACAAUGGAGCAACAUUCUUGGCAUCAGUUUCAUUAACAUUAUGCGCUCUCAUUGGAGCCUGGAUGGCUAACAACACUGUUUUCAAUAGUAUAAUAAUCUAUGGUGACACAAGGCCAGAAACCAUGUCAAUCAAGUUCAUAAGACUAUUAAUCUGCUUCUUGAUUGCUUUUGCAUGUUUUGUGCAAUCAUCUAGAUGCUUCAUUCAUGCAAAUUACUUAAUCAGUACACCAGAUACUGAUAUACCGAUUAGCUAUGUUGAAUUGGCUGUGAUAAGAGGAGGUGAGUUUUGGUCACUUGGGCUUAGAGCACUUUAUUUUGCAACUACACUGCUCUUAUGGUUUUUUGGUCCAAUUCCCAUGUUUGUUACUUCAAUUGGGAUGGUUUUCUUCCUCCAUAACAUUGACAAAAACACAAAGCCAUUGCACAAUCAUCGAUCUUCCGGUAAAAGCAAUCAGUUUUACAAGAGAGUUGAAGAAACUACAAGCAGGGCAACUCUGCUUUAGGCCAAAUUUCACCCUGGCUAGUCCCUAGUGCUCAAUCUUGAUGUACUAUUUAAACAAUUGUAAAUGAACUUUGGAAACACAAGGAACUUGUUUAUUUAAUUUGUAAAAAAAAAUGCCCUAAUUUUGGUAUUGGAGUAAUUGGUAUGUAAAUUUACUUAAGAUCACAUUUACAAGCCACCACAUCAAGGAUUCUAAUUUUAUGUAAAUAUUAUAAGCCCUGGCUAGUGCUCAAUCUUGAUGUAACAUAAAUAAUUGUAAAAUGAACUUUGGAACAUAAUUAAGGGAACUUAUUCGUUUAA